AUAAAUCGGGAGCCCCGACUUGAAACACGUCGGCGUUAUCGGACCCUUUAUGGGUUUGUGCUGCCGUCCACAUCGGCAGCCAGCAGAAACCUGAGUUUCUUCGACCUACACCAAAGCUGGCUCCUCCCACCCUACAAGGCUUGCCACCACUACCUAUCCUAACCUUACCUGCCUAUACUUCCCAGAACUAAGACGGCAUCUCAGUCCCGACGCCGUGGAUGACCCGGACUUCACUUCGCUAAGCCCACCCCGUAACUUCCACCCGCCCUUCCACCCGCCCUUCCACCCGCCUUCCACAGCGGCGCAUCUCACCAUGGGCCGCUCCCCACCGCGCCCCAGCCCCAUCCCCCGCCCCCUCACCCACCUCCGCGGUCUCCUCCUCAUCAUCCCCUGGCUAGCCUACCUCCUCGUCGCCGACAUCAUCCUCUCCCUCCUGCUCCUCCUCAAGCCCUUCCGCCCAGACACCGUCUACGACGCCUCCUCGGCCGUCGCCUGGACCGUCUGGCGCUGGAUCCAGGCCGUCUUCGAGGGCGCCAAUGGCGCCGACGUGGAGGUGUCCGUGUCCGUGUCCAUCCCGGCGACCGGGGGCGACUCCCUGCCGCCCGGCGAGUCGGCCGUCGUCGUCGCCAACCACGUCGGGUGGUGCGACUUCUACAUGAUCCAGGCCCUGGCCAUGCGGUCCGGCAUGCUCGGCCGAUGCAGGUGGUUCGCAAAGGUCCAGCUGCGCCGGGUGCCUUUUCUGGGCUGGGGCCUGUGGGCCAUGGGCAUGCCCAUGGUGAGCAGGAAGUGGAUGAGGGACCGGCUGGAGCUGGAUAGGGUGUUUGGGGGGAUUGUGGAGAGGAGGUGGCCUGUUUGGCUCAUCUCCUUCUCCGAAGCCACGCGCUUCACACCCGCCAAGUACGCCGAAUCGCAGGCCUGGUGCGCCGCCAACUCGCGCCCGCAGCCGCAGCACCUGCUGUACCCGCGCACCAAGGGCUUCGUGGCGACGGUGCAGCACCUGCGCCGCGCCCCGCACGUCAGGGCCGUCUACGACGUGGCCAUCGCCUACGAGCGCGACGGCCAGUGGCACAUCGCCCCAGACAUGUGGGAGACGCUGAGCUUGCCGCACCUGAGCCGGCCGGCUGCCGCCGAGGGAGGCCGGGGAUUCCGCUUCCACGUCCACGUCAGGCGGUUCCCCAUGGAGGAGCUGCCGACCGAUGACGAAGGGCUGGCUACGUGGUUGGAGCAGAGGUGGGUAGAGAAGGGGGAGUGGUUGGAAGCGAAGAGGGUUGAGUGGGCUCAGGAGAAUAGGAAGAAGGAAAGUUGAGGGUGGUCGUGCGUCGCGUGUCGUGUGUCUAU
This is a messenger RNA of Phialemonium atrogriseum, 1338 nucleotides long. Its product is annotated as 1-acyl-sn-glycerol-3-phosphate acyltransferase. Gene Ontology annotation, molecular function: 1-acylglycerol-3-phosphate O-acyltransferase activity. NCBI's taxonomy places the organism in Eukaryota, Fungi, Ascomycota, Sordariomycetes, Cephalothecales, Cephalothecaceae. The transcript is spliced from 2 exons. The record is from RefSeq and is a predicted model, not a curated record. The coding region runs from base 314 to 1306 and encodes 330 amino acids. Gene Ontology annotation, cellular component: endomembrane system.